Molecule: messenger RNA, 2238 nt
Organism: Drosophila eugracilis
Lineage: Eukaryota; Metazoa; Arthropoda; Insecta; Diptera; Drosophilidae
Gene: Csp
Product: dnaJ homolog subfamily C member 5 homolog
Exons: 7
Coding region: 198-947 (249 amino acids)
Biological process (GO): regulation of neuromuscular synaptic transmission
Cellular component (GO): type Is terminal bouton
Source: RefSeq, a predicted model, not a curated record
AAUCAGUUUAGUGCCAGCUCUAACUUCGUUGCGAAAAAAAGAAUCGGGGAAUCGGCUCGGACGAAAACUGCAAUUUUUUGAAGAACACACGGAUAGAUUGUGGUGCUCGGCGGACACAGACAUUGAGGGCGUGUGACAGCGAUCGCAAGUGCUAAAAACUCGUUCGCAGGCGUAGUGACAGAGAAACAGGCAGCAGGAUGAGCGCACCUGGCAUGGACAAGAGAAAACUCUCCACAUCGGGCGACUCGCUCUACGAAAUCCUGGGACUUCCGAAGACAGCCACCGGGGAUGAUAUUAAAAAGACUUACCGGAAACUCGCACUUAAAUACCACCCCGACAAGAAUCCCGAUAAUGUCGAUGCAGCCGAUAAGUUCAAGGAGGUGAACCGGGCCCACUCGAUACUGAGCGACCAGACGAAGCGCAACAUAUACGACAACUACGGCUCUCUUGGCUUGUACAUAGCCGAGCAGUUCGGUGAGGAGAAUGUCAAUGCGUACUUCGUAGUCACGUCGCCGGCUGUGAAGGCGCUAUUUAUCUGUUGCGCCGUGGUCACAGGAUGCUGCUGUUGUUGCUGCUGCUGCUGUUGUUGCAACUUCUGUUGCGGCAAAUUCAAGCCGCCGGUCAACGAAUCGCAUGACCAGUAUUCACAUCUAAAUCGCCCCGAUGGCAAUCGAGAGGUCAACGAUAUGCCACCUCAUCUGGGACAGCCGCCACGCCUUGAGGACGUUGAUCUCGACGACGUGAACUUGGGUGCGGGCGGAGCCCCCGUGACUUCACAGCCGCGCGAGCAGGCUGGAGGACAGCCCGUUUUCGCCAUGCCACCGCCCAGUGGAGCCGUGGGUGUUAACCCUUUUACCGGCGCCCCUGUAGCAGCUAACGAAAACACAUCGCUGAACACAACGGAGCAGACCACUUACACGCCAGAUAUGGUUAAUCAAAAAUAUUAGUCAAGUGCUGCGAGUGAGUCGAGCCCCGGGCGCAUGCCUACACCACACUUUCAGAUACAGACACAGAAAAAUACAAACCCUAAAUCGUAACAGAAGAGAAAACCAUAUUAAUUAUGCAUAAUUAUUAAUCUUGUUUUUAAGAUGCGCGAUAUGUUGAAGCGAGUAAACAUAAAAGCCUAUGUAUUUAUUUUAAGCCGUAGCACUUAGCUGUAAUUUUAAACAAAGCAGCUCCAUUACCAGUCACGUUAAUCCUCCUGGUCCCAUUCGGGUAAUCGAUUCACUAAUUCCAUUGUUGAAGCCAUUCACCUAGCUAUCUCUAAGAGCCAAACACCACUCGAAUCGAUAGCCAAGCUGCGCAUCCACCACCUCCAACUACCCAGCCGUGCUAAGAACACCUGCGGUGUUUAUUGAAUUGUAAAUCGGGAGUUAGUCUAGACAUUUGCUUCGGGAUUGGAUCCCUACCGGUGGACAAUGAGUCGACUUUUCGCGAAGAGGCACUGUAAUUAUAUAUAUGUAUAUGAUAUGUGUAUCUAGUUUCGUUCGUGUCGUCGCCUAGUCUAGCUAAAUUGUUCGCGAGAUCGCCUCUUCACCGAUUGUUUCUGUUAAUUUGCACUGAAUUGUUAAAGCCAGGACUACUUAUGUAAAAAGGAUUAGUUGUCGAGCGACGCCCAGCAGCUUGCUCCGAUCCGAUUCUAAUGCAAAUGUAAAUAAGUCGAGUUAAGCAAUUAAGCAUCACACAGUCGAGCGGAGGAGAACGAAGUAGAAAAACGCUAUAAGGGAGCAGUAAUUAAAGGAAAGAUAAAAGAUAAAUUAUAUAGCAGAUAUAAAUAAUCCCCUCUAUAUAUAAAUUAAUACGAGUAAUCAAAAGUUCAAUUGUAACCCCCAAAGUAUUGCACUUAUGUAUUCCGAAAUUGUUUAAUAACCAAAUUGAAUCCCUAUGGUUUUUGUUUAAUUGUUAACCCGCUUUGAAAUGUAAAUGAAUGCGAUUAGCCCAGCAGUAAUUAACUUUUAUAAUCGUAGUACCCCAUUCUAAAUCAUUGACAUUAAUUAUUGCGGAUUAUUGCAGCCGUGGGCCAAGUGCCCGCUCACCUUUAAAACAUAUAAACUUGCAUAUAUGAAAUUCAAUUAAUAAUAAUUACAUUUUACGGUCUUGCGUGUGUAUUUAUUGUUCGUACAAGUCAAAAGCAAAAAUACUAAGUAAACUAAAUUUAAACUUAACAAUUGUUUCCAACUUUCGAUUGUAUUCUGGUAUAACACGAUGAACCCGAAAUAAAUUUACUAUACAAACUCA